This is a messenger RNA of Exaiptasia diaphana, 1647 nucleotides long. RefSeq names its product GATA zinc finger domain-containing protein 14. Bases 1 to 1647 code for a protein of 548 amino acids. The record is from RefSeq and is a predicted model, not a curated record. NCBI's taxonomy places the organism in Eukaryota, Metazoa, Cnidaria, Anthozoa, Actiniaria, Aiptasiidae. The transcript has a single exon.
AUGUCCGUACAAGGUACAUSGGCUGACCAUGUAGUUGUACAAGCAGUAGCUGAUGCAAUGAAUUUAAGGAUUAAUAUCAUUGAAUCCGAUGAGAAUUUUAGUGAAAUAACGAUAGUUGAACCAGCAACUACACUAUCAAAUCCCAGGUCGAUACAUAUAGGACACAUAGGUCAAAUGCAUUAUGUCUCGACAUGUCAAAUCAACAGUGUUGAUAGUAGUAUGACAGAUGAGUCUAAUGAAUCACAAAGAAAUGAUUUACAAACAGAAACGAUGAUUGAAAACAAUAAUCUAGUUAAAGAGUCAUCCAGUAAUGAAUGUACAAUUCAAAGCAAACCACUUCAUAAUUCUAAGAAUAGAAAUAGAAAGAUAUACAUGAAACAGUAUAUGCAAAAAUACAGACAAACCUGUACAUCUCCACAGAAAAAAGCAAAGAAAAAUGAAAAUCAAAGAAAUUAUCGUAAAGCUAAUGUAACUCCAGAGAAAAAAGCAAAACGAAAUGAAAAUCAAAGAAAUUAUCGUAAAGCUAAUGUAACUCCAGAGAAAAAAGCAAAACGAAAUGAAAAUCAAAGAAAUUAUCGUAAAGCUAAUGUAACUCCAGAGAAAAAAGCAAAACGAAAUGAAAAUCAAAGAAAUUAUCGUAAAGCUAAUGUAACUCCAGAGAAAAAAGCAAAACGAAAUGAAAAUCAAAGAAAUUAUCGUAAAGCUAAUGUAACUCCAGAGAAAAAAGCAAAACGAAAUGAAAAUCAAAGAAAUUAUCGUAAAGCUAAUGUAACUCCAGAGAAAAAAGCAAAACGAAAUGAAAAUCAAAGAAAUUAUCGUAAAGCUAAUGUAACUCCAGAGAAAAAAGCAAAACGAAAUGAAAAUCAAAGAAAUUAUCGUAAAGCUAAUGUAACUCCAGAGAAAAAAGCAAAACGAAAUGAAAAUCAAAGAAAUUAUCGUAAAGCUAAUGUAACUCCAGAGAAAAAAGCAAAACGAAAUGAAAAUCAAAGAAAUUAUCGUAAAGCUAAUGUAACUCCAGAGAAAAAAGCAAAACGAAAUGAAAAUCAAAGAAAUUAUCGUAAAGCUAAUGUAACUCCAGAGAAAAAAGCAAAACGAAAUGAAAAUCAAAGAAAUUAUCGUAAAGCUAAUGUAACUCCAGAGAAAAAAGCAAAACGAAAUGAAAAUCAAAGAAAUUAUCGUAAAGCUAAUGUAACUCCAGAGAAAAAAGCAAAACGAAAUGAAAAUCAAAGAAAUUAUCGUAAAGCUAAUGUAACUCCAGAGAAAAAAGCAAAACGAAAUGAAAAUCAAAGAAAUUAUCGUAAAGCUAAUGUAACUCCAGAGAAAAAAGCAAAACGAAAUGAAAAUCAAAGAAAUUAUCGUAAAGCUAAUGUAACUCCAGAGAAAAAAGCAAAACGAAAUGAAAAUCAAAGAAAUUAUCGUAAAGCUAAUGUAACUCCAGAGAAAAAAGCAAAACGAAAUGAAAAUCAAAGAAAUUAUCGUAAAGCUAAUGUAACUCCAGAGAAAAAAGCAAAACGAAAUGAAAAUCAAAGAAAUUAUCGUAAAGCUAAUGUAACUCCAGAGAAAAAAGCAAAACGAAAUGAAAAUCAAAGAAAUUAUCGUAAAGCUAAUGUANAAAGUUAUCCAUUUGUUAAAGYGCAAAAAACUUAG